GGAAACAAUAAUUAACUGACACAAUGAAUUUGAUAACCAGAGCACAAAUCAUAAUCAGCUUAAAUAAAGCAUAUAAUGAGUCCUAUCCCUCCUAUUAAAAGAAAGUACUAUAUCAGUUUGUGUCUCCAAAUCCAGGAAACUACUUAACCGCUAUAUAUAUUUUUAGGCAUCAUCGAAAUCGUUGACUUUUGUAGUCAAAGACAAUCACUUCCUAAUCCUCCACUUCUGGGUUCAUUCAAUCAUCUCUCUUCCCCGACAGCCACAACAGUGCAACACUCUUACAUCAUCCGUCGCAGGUUGAAAGAAUAAGAGCAACUGAAAGCGGCGGCCUUCCACCAGUGGAACGACGUCGUUUGAAACCUCGCCGCUUGCCCUAAUCAGAUUCUUCGCUUUUGAGUUGCUGAAAUUUUUCAUGAAAAUGGAAGUGAACCCUUGAUCGCGAUAGAGAUUCCAUCCAUGGCUUCUGACGAUGUGGGCCUAGUCCAAACCCAACGUCGCCUUGAUGAUGGGCUCAACCACUCCCACCUCGUUUUCCAGGAUACUUUCAACUGCGGCCCGCCACCAGCCCAACGCCGUGGCUCCGCCUCCACCUCCUCCGCCAGCCCUGUCGGCGAAGCUAAAGCCACUACUCGGGAGCUUACCGGCGGCUUCAUCGACCACCACCGCCAGCAACACCACCCUUACUUCCACCAAUCUACGACCUCGGACUUCCGCCGCCCGGUGUUCUCCUCCGCCUUAGCUAACGGGGACCGUCCUCAUCAGGAGAUUCAGGACAGUAGUCUCAACUGGAACCUUAGCAGCCGGGCCUCCCCCACUCCCAGCGGGGAUGGAUCCGAGGAAGACGACGACGUUGAGGAUGAGGAUGACGAGGACGAUGACGAUGAUGACGAGAAUGAGGUGGACGGCCUUGUUCGCCUUGAUGCUAAUGAUAACCAUGAGAAAAGGAUUAAUCAUAGAAAUGGAAGGAGAUAUCAAAAGACUAAGCAGCUCAGCUCGUUUGGCUUGACGGAGGGAGAUGUUGUGGGGAGGAGUUGUAAUACUAAUGAGGAAAAUGGUGGUACGAGGAUGAGAGUGACUGUAGCAAAUGCUGAUGGGGAGUUGUAUCACUCACAGUAUAUGCAGGGAGCGACCGAGAUGGUUUCAAGUGCAGGUCACAAAGAUAUUAUAGCCGGCGAAAAUGGUUGUGGUUUAAGUGGAAGGAAAGAGGGGUUGUAUUUAAGUGAAUCAGGGGAUCCAUUGAGGACAAUCCUUUCUGAUCCUUUGACUGGAGCGCUCAUGGAUGAUGCAAUGAUACUGCCAUGUGGGCAUUCAUUUAGCAGUGGUGGGAUACAAAAUAUAAUUGGAAUGAAAUCUUGCUAUUCUUGUUCAAAACCAGUAUCGGAAGAUUCUAUCCGCCCAAAUCUCUCUCUUCGUGCUGCUGUGCAAGCAUUUCGUCGAGAAGAGGAAAUGCAACCCCAACAUAUAUCAAAAAGGCGGAGGGAUCGAUUUGAGCAGGGUAGGGGGCCUUAUGGUGACUCAAUGCAGACAGAUCAUUCAAGGGGAAGAGGUGUUCAAUUCCCGUUUGCCGUGACUGAUCGAGUUAUAAUAAAGGUUUGCUUCGGAAUCUCAAUCCUCAUUGCUGUUACUGGAUCAGUUUCCAAUGGAUUCACUGAGUAAGAAGAUUUUGUUCAGGGUAACAAGAGGACACCCCCACGUUUUGUGGGACGUGAGGCUAUUGUGACCACUCAGUGCUUGAAUGGAUGGUAAUGCUCUUCUUCCUUUCGAAAGUCUUGUGAUCCCCAACGUUUUAUAUAUAUCGUGCACUGGUCCAGUCGAUGAUUGUUAACUUUGUGGUAACUUUUUGGUAUUGGAAUUUAAAUGGGUACAGGUAUGUCGUAAAAACUUUGGACAAUGCUGAGAGUGUAAAACUGCAGUACCGGUCGCUUGCCAAGGUUGCAGAGAAUUCAUUAUCUGUAAAACCAAUAUCAAGUAAAAUGAGCACACCAAAUUGGCUUCAGACUUAUCAUCUAGCAUGAUCAACCUUUCUGCCUAGAUCAUUAAAUUAAGCAUGUAUGCCAAAGUUCCCUUUUUUUCCCUAAUCUUUCGCAGCCUAAAUCUUUCAGAGAUGCUGUGUUUGUACUUAACUCUAGUGUUGGUAUAGUUGUAUAUUGUAGAACACCGUAGUAUUCAGUUGCAUUAGAGUUUGUAUGAGUUAGAAAAUAGUUUCCUUUUUGUCAUCACCAGCACCCGUGGAAAUGUGCCUUGAACUUGGCUAAAUUGUUUACCUGCUCCAACUGGCUAAAAGCAGAAUGCCUCCUAAAAUAGGAUUUUUGGUAAUUAACCCCCUAAUGAUUUAUUUUCAUGCAAUUUACUCUGGUUAUACUUUUGGUGUUGGUUUUAAAUAACAAGAUAACACUAACCCUUCACAUAAAUGUAUAUUUGAACGUAUAAAUAAGCAAA
This is a messenger RNA of Oldenlandia corymbosa var. corymbosa, 2439 nucleotides long. NCBI's taxonomy places the organism in Eukaryota, Viridiplantae, Streptophyta, Magnoliopsida, Gentianales, Rubiaceae. The record is from the annotation of a GenBank genome assembly.